AUGUCGGUUUCCUUGAUUACUGGUUCGAUUCUUACCUUCCCCGAUCUUCGUCUCCGUCCAUCUCCGUCGUAUUUGACAAUCUCCUCACCACGGACACUUUCUCUCUCUUCCCGUAGUAAACCGUCUUCUCUGCACCAGUUUUCUCAGAUCUCACCCCCGAUCAAAAUCACCGCGAGAGGCGCCAUGGAGACGACGGCGGAGACAAUUUCCGGCGGUGUUCCCAACGCUACGAUGAAACUACUGUUCGUUGAGAUGGGUGUGGGUUACGACCAGCACGGGUACUUGCAAAUCUACGUUUGCGAUUUCAGUUGUUCUACUCUCAAAAUUAGCGUUUUGAUUCAAAAUCUUCAAAAAAAAAUCGAAACAGGCAAGACGUGA
Thlaspi arvense is the source of this 378-nucleotide messenger RNA. NCBI's taxonomy places the organism in Eukaryota, Viridiplantae, Streptophyta, Magnoliopsida, Brassicales, Brassicaceae. The record is from the annotation of a GenBank genome assembly.